UUGUUUUCCAGCCACAGGACGAAGUCUGCAGGCUGGCCACCUCCCUCAGGAGCCUGGGGCUUGAACCAGGUGCCACCCUAUGGGUGGGAGAUGACGGCAAACCAAGAUGGGCGAGACUGCUUCAUCAAUCACAUGACACAGGCAAUCCCAUUUGACGACCCUCAGUUAGAGAGCUACCAAAUCAUCCCUCCAGCUCCCCGGAAGGUGGAAAUGAGGAGGGACCCCGUGCUGGGAUUUGGUUUCGUGGCAGGGAGUGAAAAGCCAGUGGUGGUUCGCUCCAUAACACCAGGUGGCCCUUCGGAAGGAAAGCUGAUCCCGGGAGAUCAGAUCGUAAUGAUUAACGAUGAGCCGGUGAGCGCUGCGCCGAGGGAGCGGGUCAUUGAUCUGGUCAGAAGCUGCAAAGAAUCGAUACUCCUCACGGUCAUUCAGCCUUACCCUUCUCCCAAAUCAGCAUUUAUUAGUGCUGCAAAAAAGGCAAGAUUAAAGUCCAAUCCAGUCAAAGUGCGCUUCUCUGAGGAGGUCAUCAUCAACGGCCAAGUGUCGGAAACUGUUAAGGGCAAUUCACUUCUUUUUAUGCCAAAUGUUCUGAAAGUCUAUCUGGAAAAUGGGCAGACCAAAUCAUUCCGCUUUGACUGCAACACCUCCAUAAAGGAUGUCAUCUUAACCCUUCAAGAGAAGCUCUCCAUCAAGGGCAUCGAGCACUUCUCCCUCAUGCUGGAGCAGAGGACCGAAGGGGCGGGCACCAAGCUGUUCUUGCUUCAUGAACAGGAGACGCUAACUCAGGUGACACAGAGGCCCAGCUCCCAUAAGAUGAGGUGUCUUUUCCGAAUUAGCUUUGUCCCAAAGGAUCCAAUUGACCUUUUAAGGAGAGAUCCAGUUGCUUUCGAGUAUCUCUAUGUUCAGAGCUGUAACGAUGUCGUUCAGGAGAGAUUUGGGCCGGAGCUGAAAUACGACAUCGCCCUGCGACUGGCCGCGUUACAAAUGUACAUCGCCACUGUUACCACCAAGCAAACGCAGAAAAUCUCGCUCAAAUACAUCGAAAAAGAAUGGGGAUUAGAGACUUUUCUUCCUUCUGCCGUGCUGCAAAGCAUGAAGGAGAAGAACAUAAAGAAAGCACUUUCACAUCUUGUCAAAGCAAAUCAAAACUUGGUACCACCGGGUAAAAAGCUGUCUGCUCUGCAAGCCAAGGUCCAUUAUCUCAAGUUCCUCAGUGACCUCCGAUUGUACGGGGGCCGUGUGUUCAAGGCGACAUUAGUGACGGAAAAGCGCUCAGAAGUGACACUCCUGGUCGGGCCCCGGUAUGGCAUAAGUCAUGUCAUAAACACCAAAACCAAUCUGGUGGCUCUUCUAGCUGACUUCAGCCACGUCAACAGAAUCGAAAUGUUUACCGAAGAGGAGAGCUUGGUGAGGGUGGAGCUCCAUGUGCUAGAUGUCAAGCCCAUCACGCUCCUGAUGGAAUCAUCGGAUGCCAUGAACUUGGCCUGCUUGACAGCUGGAUACUACAGGCUGCUUGUGGAUUCCAGGAGGUCAAUAUUUAACAUGGCCAACAAGAAAAAUGCAGGAACCCAGGAAGCAGGAACAGAAGGUAAAGGAAAGCCUAACUUCCUGGGCCCAGAUUGGAAUUGUAUCCCCCAAAUGACCACCUUCAUCGGCGAAGGGGAACAAGAAGCCCAGAUAACAUAUAUAGAUUCAAAACCGAAGACGGUUGAAAUUACAGAUGGCACCUUGUGUGCAAACGACCACCGGCACUUGUAUAUAGACAACACCUAUUCUUCUGACGAACUCCACCAGCAGUUGACCCAGCCGGGAGAAGCCCCCUGUGAGGCAGACUACAGAAGUCUAGCUCAGCGGUCUCUGUUGACCCUCUCAGGACCAGAAACUCUGAAGAAAGCACAGGAGUCUCCGCGAGGAGCUAAAGUGUCCUUUAUUUUUGGGGAUCUCGCCUUGGAAGAUGGUAUCAGCCCCCCAACUCUUGGCUACGAAAGACUACUGAGCGAGAGUCCGGAAAUGCUGGAGAAGCAGAGGAACCUCUACAUCAGCAGUGCCAACGACAUGAAGAGCCUGGAGCUCACGCCAGACCCCGAGAGCAUCCAGUUCGUGGCAAACUCUGUUUAUGCAAACAUCGGUGACGUGAAGAGCUUUGAGGCCACUGAAGGGAUAGAGGAGCCCCUCCUGCAUGACAUCUGUUACGCAGAAAACGCCGACGACGCCGAGGAUGAGGACGAGGUGAGCUGCGAGGAGGAGCUCGUCGUGGGAGAGAUGAACCAGCCGGCCAUCCUCAACUUGUCCGGGUCUAGCGAUGACAUCAUCGACCUCACGUCCCUGCCCCCUCCAGAAGGUGACGACAACGAGGAUGACUUCCUCUUGCGUUCCUUGAACAUGGCUAUUGCUGCGCCCCCACCUGGCUUUCGAGACAGUUCUGAUGAGGAAGACUCUCAGAGCCAAGCAGCUUCCUUGCACGAGGACAAGGAGCAAGGCGGCGGCCUGCGGAGUGACGAGAUCCCCGUGUCUCUCAUCGAUGCUGUGCCUGCCGGCGCUGAAGGGAAAUGUGAGAAGGAGCUGGACAGUGCCGUCGUGCCCAUGCUGGAAGCUCUAGGUGCUCUCUCCGUGUCCAAAGAGCAGCAGACCAGUGACAAUUCAGGUGUAGCCAUCUUGCGGGCUUAUAGUCCCGAGUCUUCGUCAGACUCGGGCAAUGAAACUAACUCUUCCGAAAUGACUGAGAGUUCUGAACUGGCCGCAGCCCAGAAGCAGUCAGAAAACCUCUCCCGCAUGUUCUUGGCCACUCAUGACGGCUACCGCUCCCUUGCUGAAGAGCACACAGAGUUCCCUGCCUCCAAAACCCUUGCUGGGGGCUUGCCUCCAAAGUCCCAUGCCCUGGCUGCCUGCCCAGCGACCGGCCUGCCACCCAAAGUUGUGCCUUCCAAGCAGAUACUUCACUCGGACCCCAUGGAGAUGGAGCCUGAAACCAUGGAGACCAAGUCAGUCACUGACUAUUUCAGCAAACUGCACAUGGGGUCAGUGGCAUAUUCCUGCACCAGCAAAAGGAAAAGCAAGUUGGCCGAUGGGGAGGGGAAAGCACCCCCUAAUGGGAAAAAACAGCAGGGGACCAAAACAGCUGAGGCAGAGGAGGAUGCCAAAGGGAAAUUUGGCACUGUGUCUUCAAGGGACACUCAACACCUAAGCACUUUUAACCUGGAGAGAACUGCCUUUCGCAAAGACAGCCAAAGAUGGUUUGUGGCUACCGAGGGUGGGGGGUUUGAAAAAAGCGCACUGGAAGCCACCGUCGGGAAAACCUUUCCAAGAGCUUCCGGCCUGGGGACAAGGGAGGCCGAAGGGAAGGAGGAAGGGGCUCCUGAUGGAGAAGCCAGUGAUGUUUCCAGACUUGGCCAAGGGGACCAUUGCGUAUCCUCCGCCAAAGACAUAGGUAACCCAGAGGAUACAGACUUGUCCACCCAUGACCAUCCUUCCAAGCUUCUGGAGGCUGAAGAGAGCAUGGCCCGGCUUUGUGACUACCACCUGGCCAAGCGGAUGUCAUCGUUGCAAAGCGAGGGCCAUUUUUCUCUGCAGAGCUCUCAAGGCUCUUUGGUGGACGCGGGCUGCAGCACGGGCAGCAGUGGCAGCACCUGUGCCACACCCGUGGAGUCCCCGCUCUGCCCCUCCAUCGGGAAGCACCUGAUGGCUGAGGCUUCCGGGAAAGGCGUGAGUUACAUUCCUUCAGAGGAGAGAGGCGCUGGGCUGCCCAACCAUGGAGCCACCUUUAAGGAACUGCACCCACAGUCAGAAGGGAUGUGUCCUCGGAUGGCAGUGCCUACUCUGCACACAGCCGUUAAUGCCGAGCCCCUGGCUGGCACUUUGAGGGACGGAUGUCAUCGGCUCCCCAAGAUUAAGGAAACCACAGCUUUGACAGAGCCUGGGAAGGAGAGACGAGGAGGCAUGCCUUCAGCUUGGUCUCAAUAUCCCGAGGCUGAUCCCAUCCUGCUACCAUCAAACCGUCACUCGGAAUCAAAGGUGCCAAUUCCACGUCAAGACCCCAAUGAUUUCUCCCAAGCAAACCAGGCAUCUGGAGGGGCCGUGAGCUGGCGCCCACCGGAUCUGAGAGUGGGGAGCCUUGGGACACCCCCCAGCCAGAGGGUUCUGAGACAAAGCAGCAGUGUCCUCUUGGGAUCUGUAGUUUUGGAGACCUUCCGAGAGAGGACCAAGGGUGCAGUCAGCUUAAAGUGUCCAGGAGUCACAGAAGCACAGGAAGCCAGUUCAGAAAGGCGAGCAGACCUCCCCCUGGGGAAGAAGCUCACCAAAAGUUUUUCCCAAAGCUCGAUGCACUUCAGCUCUGAGGGAAAGGUUCACAAAAGGUCUCCCGUGGCUCACAAAGACUCGAAGCUGUACAGGACAUUACCUUUGCGGAAGCUAGAGGGCAGCAACUGGAGGUGCCGGGGCCCUUUCAGCUACUGCUUCCUGAACCGAGGGCAGGAUGAAGAUGGUGAUGAGGACAAAGAGGAGGGAGAGGCCACCCACCGCAUCUCUUGCCUCUAUCAACCACAGAUGACUCAAGCCGCGGCAGAACCAACCAGCCCAUCCCUGGCUGUUGGGAUUCAGAAGCAAGGAGGGGAGCUAUCCAAAGGUUCAGUGCUGAAAUCUUGGGCAGAAGUCCUGAGUGGCCCGGAUGAUUUGGACCUCAGCACCCUAGCCUUUGAUGCCCGGAUUGCAAGAAUAAAUGCCCUAAAGGAAAGCACAUACGCAAUGCCUGAUGGGUUCUUCGCAGCCCAAAACGAUGCCAAUGAGCUGCUCUGCCUCGUCAGAGCAACCAAGGGGAAGAGAGAGGAGCCGCACCCUGAAGCGUAUGACCUUACGCUGUCUCAAUACAAGCACCUGUUAUCCAUUGAGUCUAGACAGUUGGGAAGUGCCUGCAGGAAAAUGGCAAUGGCUGAGAAAAGCCCAGAGGAGAUGCUCCUAGCUAUGACCUCCAGCUUUCAAGUGCUCUGUUGCCUAACAGAAGCUUGCAUGCGAUUAGUCAAAGUUGUGAACUCAGAAACACAGCGGCAGGAAAUCGUAGUGAAGAUCGAUGAAGUAGUCAUAAACUACAUUUGUCUCCUGAAAGCUGCCGAGGCAGCCACUGGAAAGCCCCCCGGGGAUCCUAACGUGGGACUCUUGACGCGACAUUCAACCACCAUGGCCGCUAUCAUAAGCACACUAACACGUUCUCUCAAGAUGCUUUUAAAUAAAUAAAGUAUGAAAGUCACGUCAUAAUCGACCUUUGCAAAGCCAUACAUGAACUUUUAUUUACUUUAUGUGUAUGAUGAACAGAUGUCUCCUUUCUUCUCUCUGUAUAUUUUGUUAUUUUGUAUAAAAUAGGAGAUAAAAGUGACACUGAUGAAAUGUUGAAAUGUACUAAUCAGAUGUAUUCUGUUUAUAUUAUACAUAUAUAUAUACACACAUGUAAAAGAAAUAUACAAGAAAGUGAUGGCAUUUGGCUAUUUUUCAUAUAGUCAGAACUCCAGGUAAAUGAUGUGAAAUUUUAAAUUAUACCGUGUUAAAGUAAAACAGUGAACCCUAUCCCCUUUCUUUCCAAGCGGAUACUUGGAGACCAUAUCAUUCAUAUUUAGAAGUUAAAAAAAAAAUCACACUGUAAAUAAAACAGUACUUACGUUUUAAAAUUAUGAUUUUUAAGCACUGGAAAUCGAAAAGACAUUUAAAUUUCAAGAAGGUAUUAUGGAUUACUAGGAAAUAUUACAAAAAUAAAUGAAAUUUUGCUCACAAUGCUUGGUUAUCUGAUGCUUUCUUCCAAAUAACCCCAGAUUUUAAGUUUUGGCUUAUUCCA
Messenger RNA from Choloepus didactylus (southern two-toed sloth), 5815 nucleotides. It is a transcript of the gene FRMPD4, whose product is annotated as FERM and PDZ domain containing 4. The coding region runs from base 91 to 5223 and encodes 1710 amino acids. Lineage: Eukaryota; Metazoa; Chordata; Mammalia; Pilosa; Megalonychidae. Gene Ontology annotation, molecular function: protein binding. The transcript is spliced from 16 exons. The record is from RefSeq and is a predicted model, not a curated record. Gene Ontology annotation, cellular component: cytoskeleton.